Molecule: messenger RNA, 5427 nt
Organism: Symbiodinium natans
Lineage: Eukaryota; Dinophyceae; Suessiales; Symbiodiniaceae
Source: the annotation of a GenBank genome assembly
AUGGCGUUCUUCAGCCGCGCGCCGGGCGGAUCGGGCGGCAGUGGCGCCUGGGGCAGUGCUUCGCAAGGUUCGCAGGGUGGAGCUUGGGGCAAUCGCAAUGACAGCCCCGUGGCGGCGCAGAGUUAUGGCAAUCCGACGCCUGGCCUGCCGAGCCGGGGCUUCAGCCAACCUGGGGGCGGCUUCGGCUGGAAUGAUGGAGCCGCUGGCCAAAGCCUGGGCAACUUUCAAGCACAAGAUAUGGCAAGCCAGCCAGACAUGCCUGCCCGAUCCAGUUGGGGAGGCUUUUCGUCCAGGAUGUUCGGCCCCAGUUCAACAAGUCUGCAGCCGAUAAGCGAGCAGGCCACGUGGCAACCACCAGGAACUGGCUUCGGUGCGCCUGCUGGACCUGCUGGACUCGGGGAUGCUGGUGGCCAGUUGCAAGGUUGGUCCAUGGACCCACCCCAGUUGCAGACUCGAGUGGGGGCUGCUAGGCGCCCGGCUCCUUUCGCAGGCCUCUCGAGCAGCAUGAACAUGAUGGGUUCGCAAUUGUUGGCUGGCAGGCGGCGCAUGUUUGGAGAAGGCAUUGGAGGAUACCCCGGGCGUCUCAUCGAGCAGGGCCCAGAGUCCAACUUGGGAGGUGGCACGCGGGUGCCCUGGCUGGUCAAACAGCAAGAUCCCGCAAACAUCCAUGCAGAAGGCCCGCGCCCUCCACCUCCCAUGGACGAGGCGAGCCCUCCAAGGCCAGGCAGCCAGGCUGCCAAUCUUUUGCGCCGAAGCCAGUUUAUUGAGACACUUCGGCGGAAGCGAGCAUUGGCACUGGCGUCACAAAGGGAGGACAGCGGCGCACCUCAAGCAGUGGAGAUUAAGUCUCUUUCCACCCUUGUCGCACAGGAGCGAUCAUGGCUUCGCCCUCUGCUGCUGGCCGCAUCUUCUGGCGCACAGCGUUUGGCUCUCAGAAUGCAAGCCCUGCUCUGGCGCUGCGUGGGAGUGCUCACAGACCCCGAGGCUUUGCUGGAGCCGAUGUUUCUCGGCAGCCAAGAGAUGAUGCCUCAGGGAACAGGGCUUCCAACCUCUGGUGAUGACAUGCGCCAGUGGGUGGUGCAAGAGGAUGGCCUGUUCCGAGCUGCGUUUGGGGCCCACGUUACUGAGCCCUGGAACCGCGAGCGACUGUAUCUGCAGCUGGAGCGGUCAGUCCUGGCCAAGCCUGGACCAAGCUUGGAUGAGCGUGCAGGGGAAGUCUGGGCCGACGAAGACCGUGAGAUGCUGGGCUCGGGCCUUUGUGCACCCCGGCUGGUGCCACUGGAGGAAGUGUACUGGCUGAACAAGUUGGGUCUCCGCUUUCGAUCUCAAGUAAAGUCGAAAAGGCGACACCUUGUGGCGAGUCAGCUCUACGAGCUACGGCUGGACAUCAGCCGAAUUUCGCUCCUCCAAAUUCCCUUGGCAUCUGGAGACCUGGCAAAGAAGUUCAGCUCCAUGGAUGCGCUGGAUAGCCGUGAGACGCGCGUUGCGGGUGAACUCCAGGAGUUGUUCCAUCGAUACCAGAAAGAGAUGGAGAGCCAUGUCGUGACACAGCUUGACAGCCGUUUAGAUGCCCUGGUGGAACGCGGCAAGGGACUCCGCGCCACAUUGCUCCAGGCUGAAGCUCAGCCGAGCGACUCUGAUGCGCAGGCGGCCCGGGAGGCUUACCGAAGCAACCUCCAGGAAAGGAAGAAGGUGCGUGCCAGGCGAGAUGAGAAGGAAGCGCUCUUCGAGCAGAUCUGCAAGAAUCUGUAUGGUAAAUGGCGAGAGCUCCGGCAGGUUCGCCAGGAUUUCGGCUAUGUGUCAACACCGUGGCGCCUGACGGCGCAGUCCCAGGAGCAUGACCUCACGGCCGAUACCCAACGGAGAGCACGGAACGUGGACGCAGAGAUAGAAGAAACCAGCUACCUCCAAGGGCUUGCGGCGGAACAGGAGCGCGAUCGGGUUCAGAACAAAUGGGACAUGGCAAAGCGCGGGCCAGGCCAGCCGUCCUACCGCUUUGAACUUUCUGCGACAAUGGAGCUGACUUCUGCUGAGGCCUUGCGGUCCCGUGCUUAUGAUGGGAUUGUUGGAGAUGCUGAUGCAUCCGCGGCCGCAGAGGAGCUGGACCGCAGACAGCUGGCCAGCCGCGUGCGAGUUUGCGUGGAGUGCCGGGUGAGUGACCGGGUUGUGGGGAGAAGCCCGUCUCUUCCCAUCAGCUGGGACACGAACAGCACGUCUUCAGCUGCAACCUUGCUGGAAGAGGUUCCGGGAACGCUGCCGGGGGCACCGGAUUCUAUUCGGCCUGUGCACAGCUUCAACCUUGCAGUGCACGUUAUGCCGCAGAACAUCUCGUUGAUGGUUUAUGUUUCAGCUGGAGGUUGGUGGCCUCGCUGGCACGCAGCUCGAGAGGUUCAGCUGGACAUUCCGAGCCCGGAAGGCAGACGAGUGACACACGCGGCCACUUCUGACCAACGUCUGCUUUUUGGACCAGGUGUGGAUGACCACGGUGAGGAAGACAGUCUGCUGUCACAGGCUUUCAAGGGCGAACUGGCGGUGUGCGUCUCCUGGCCUGGAGGAGGACGAGGUGAUUUUGUGGUGCCGCCGCCGGCACCAUUGAAUGCGGAAGGCCAACUUGACCACAUCAACUUGAAGUGCUUGCCAUGCUUUGGCUCCCGAUCUCCACUUUCGCAAAAGCAGGAGGACGUGCCUGAAGAAGAGGCUCAGGCUCCGGAAGGAAAGACGUCUGCAGACUUCCCGGGGCUCAAGGGCCCAGACGCAGCGCGGCUUGAAGAAGCGCACCUGUGUCGCCGCCGCCUUGCGGCUAGCCAGGACUUGCAGGCUGGCCUUACACAGCGUGGUCUGCGAGUGGCGAAGUUGCUGCAGCGAGAAGAGCGGGCAGGAAUGGACAGCGAACGGCUCCUGGUCCCGGGUCUCGAAAGCGAGGUGAAGAAGGAGACGCAAGAGAAGCAGGAGAAGGAGGCAGCUGACACAAAAGCCGGAAAGAUAAAGGAAAGCGUGUAUCAGAUGGACUUCCGCAAGAGGAUUGAGGAGAGGACUCGCAAGAUGGCCAUGGUGAAGACCCAUAUGUCCUACAAGAGCAUAGUGCGGGAGUAUGGGGAGGAGGCGGAGGAGGGCAAUUUGAUGGAGCUGCUGGAGCGCUUCCAGCGGAUCUUCCAGCCCAAGCGCACGUUGCGGCCCACCGGUGCGCGGAGGAGAUUUGAGAGCAGCGUGAAGAGCAUUCGGGUCCACAUAUCAGUCGCCAAGGUGUAUGAUGCGCCACUGCGCUGGCAGCAGCAAGAAGUGCAAGCUGCACCUCCUCCACCGUUGGGAGGCUUGCCUGGCUUGCAGACGUAUGGUGGAGCUGGGGGCCAAUUCACGGCAGGUGGGUUUCCACGACCCCAACACAUAGGGAGCCCUCUCAUUGGCUCUUCCGAGGGUGUGUUUGGGGCCAUUCCCGCCGGAAUACAGAGCCAGCAACUACCGGAGAUCGUGAUCGAGAUGACUCUUCAGGACUUCCAUGGGAAUCUUCUCUUCAAGCGAACCGAGCGGGCUCAGCAAUCUACUGACCCAGACAUCAACCAGAUUCUGGAGCUACCGCUUCACGCAGCCGGCACUGCGGGCAAGGAGGAACUCACCCAAGAAAAUUUGAUCAAGUACAGCGGCGAGCUCACCAUCAACGUGUUCGAUGAACUGUCGCAAAGACUGCCCGGAAGUGGCCAAGACUUUCGAGUUCGAACGCAACUGCGCCAUCUUGGGAAAUUCGUGUUGCCAUGGGAUACUCUGUAUGCUGCCAAAUGCAGCGUGAAGGGGCAUUUUCGUGUAGAUCAGCACGCAGUUCUCUUCGGAUACCGCCCGAAGACUGAGAAGCAAAACAUUCUUCCAGUGGCAGCGCAACCUCCCGAAGGCACACCGGUUCCUCCACCCCCGCCAACCAGCAGCCAAGUGCAAGCAAAGGCGAUGUCCCUUGGCCUAGAGGUCACAGUGGAUCCUCCCCUCGAGCAUCCGACGCGAGUUCAGCCUCAGAUCACCCUGGGGAAGGAGCCGAACAUGAUGCUCAAACAUGUUCAGAAGUGGCACGAUUCGCUCAAGUCACGGCGCGAUUCGCGUAUCUUGGCAUUGGGCACCGACGUGGACGGACGCUCGCGUCUGAUCUGCCGGUUUAUUCGGCCGCAGAAGCCGCCAGACAUCCUGCCUGAAAAUCCUUUUGCAAUUGAAAUGGCUGCGAGGUACGUAUCGUUGAUCCCCACACUUCAGGACAAUGAGAUGUGGAAUGUGGACGACUUGUGGUGCACUGACCAGGAGUUUCUCGACAUCCAGUGCGGAGAUUGGGAGGAGCACUGCAUACUGCUGUGCAACUUCUUCAACUACAUCGACCGCUAUCGCCGCGAAUGCGUAGGAGGGUACAGCACAAGCGACAUCCAGUCGUACUGCGUGAUCUGCGAUUUGGUGCCGGAGGGGGAAGCUGUGGUGGUGUUGCGGAUGGACAGACAGUCCGGGAACUGUGAGUUUUGGCACGCGCUCAAGGGCAGAUGUCAUUUCUUGCCAGCAGCUGCCCAGAAGCGGCGCUGGGGUUUGUGCCCUCGCCGUGCCGAGAUGGCAGAAGAUGAUGCGGCACAGCAGCCUGACACGCAGCAGGCAUCAGUCUUGAAGGCGCAGGCUACCAUACCCAUUCGGAAAGUGCACCUUGUGUUCAACGCUGACAAUGUGUGGGCCAACCUCCAAAGUGAGAAGGCCAAAAGCGCUCACAAAGGAGUGGCUGCUUUGUCCUGGGACCUUGAUGACACAAGACGCUGGAAGCCGCUCUUUCCCUACGGCCGGGAAGAGUUGAGGCGGCUGUCUGGUCUUCAGCCAGAUCCCAGAGGUGAGGAUGAUGUGGUGCAAGACCUUUCCAAAGAGUGGCGUUUGGAGGACCCAUCGCAAGCAUUGACGUAUCUGCCAAAGGAUGAAGCCCAGGCUGCCCGCCUGGAGAACAUCUUCCAGCUCCAGCUGGAGCAAGACGUCAUCGACCACCGCGCCGGGCUCAAAGGCACCAUUGUAAAGGACAGCAGAAGCACGAAGUUCAACCAUGUCAUAGCUGAAAGGUUCGGACAGCUCUUGGAAGAGCUGGAGAUGCUUUCGAACAGUUCGCGGCGAAGUGGCUACGAGUCGGGCUUUCCCUUAAAGUCGCAUGCGACACUGCCUGUGACUCUGGAGGCUGUUGAGGCACGGAUGCACGAAAUCGAGAACGACUUCAGAAGGAUGGGACGUCCUGGGCGCAGUGUCUUUGGCCUGCCUUUCAAUGAGCCGUACAAAGACUACAGCCUCAUCUGGGAUGCCAUCCACCAGUCCCGCAUCUUAGAGCUGGGCGGAGACCAAGCUGACUAUGCGCUCAAGGUCAAGGUCUUUCCGUAUGCUGCCGGGGUGCUGAGCAUAUGGGUCUUUAUUGCAGCCGCAAUGGACAUAGAUUGA